UAUAGCUGUAACGAUAAAUAGAAUGGUCAUUACUUUAAAACGAAUUGACCUUUUCAAAUGAAUACUUUUAUAGCCUACCUAUCAAAGUUACCAAUUACUUUUCAUUAUAUAUAAUUUUUGUAUAUGGUUAAUAAUUAAACUAAUGACUUCAAGUUAUUGAAAUGUUGAUUAUGUUAUUUAUAAACGAUAUACGCCGGUGACGCUACUACUGAUAGUGUACACAGAUCUGUUUUGCAAUUCAAAUUUUGAUCUGCAAAUUUACAUACGAAAUUUAUACAAACACGUUAUAAGAGGCCGUUAAGCGCCAAAAGGCAAACACGUAACUCAUCCAGCAACAUAUACCGCAAGGACCUGGCAUAACAAACCCAGUGCACACAAACAAGUUCGAUCAGCUGAUUCGUUCUUUGUUGAGAAAUUGUUUUGAUGCGAAACAGCUGAUCAGUGCACUCAUGCGAAACAGUUACGUCAUUCGAUUAUAAGAUGUCUGUGUUCCAGUUCUAGAAAACAAAACAUUUUUUUUGCCCCCGGUUAAAUAGUAAAAGUCACCAAGUGACGCCCAUUAUGACCAGGCUGGUUCGUGUGUUUUGUAAAUAAGUAACACGCUAUAAUCGUUAUUUAAAUUUACCACGUAUAAUUCUAUGCAUGACUAUUUAAAUAUUCAAACGAUAUUCAAAAUACCCACACAAAGUGUUUAUCCGCAAUAUAGGGACGUAUUUAUCUGCAUUAUAGAGCCGACGACUUAUAGUAUACAACGGUAUUUACAUUUAUCUUCAAAGACAGCAAAAAUGAAGGUUGUAGUCUUUAUUUCGAUUUUACUUCACGUCGCAUGGGCUAAUAGCACCACCGAUGUCACAUCCACGUGCAACUCCAUCUGUAAGGACAGAAAUCCAAACUGUGACACGACAGGUUGCACUGUAAUCUGGUCGCGAAUCUUGUGCGCAAAGACUUGUGGUGUAUGCUCUUGCAGCAAUGAAUGUGACAAAUGUGUGGACCGCUACCGAAGCUGUCCGGUGUUAAGAAUGCUUUUCAACAAUUUGUGCCAAAAAAAUUUUGGAAUGCUAGGGUGUCGAAAAUUCUGCAACUUAUGCGCCCCGUGUACACCAUCAUCAUCACCAUCAUCUUCUUCUCCUUCAUCAUUGACGCUCCCAUGUGAACCUGACCCCAAAAAAUGCAAGGACGAUUACUCGUUUUGUACGAACUGGAAACAAGAAGGCGGAUGCCUACCAUCAACGUCUGUGCACUCAACAAGCGUGAGAGCUACAUGUCAGAGGUCUUGUGGUAUUUGUACUCGCUGUGAGGACCUUUAUGCAACUCCCACCAGCACCCCAACUACGACUACCAGCAUUCCAAGCACAGUUACCAGGACUAGUACCACAACAACUACCAGUACUUCUGCCACAACUACUAGCACACCAAGCAAGAUUAUGAGAACUCUGAGCACAACUACCAGCACUCCUGCCUCAACAACUACAAGCACUCCCAAUGGUUUACGUUAAAAGCCAAAUCUCAAGUCUUCCAAUACAGAAUAUACAGUAGGGUGGGGAAUAUGGGACACUUUUUCACUCUAUUUUCCAGUUCCUUCGGUAGUAAACACAGAACAUUGAUAGAUUUAUUAAACCGUCUCGCCACUCCCAUAGACUAUUUUUAAUCGUUUAAAAUACGAUCAGGAUAUUUGGAUAUUACGUGCUUAAGUGUCCCGUCUUACCCCACCCCACUAUAUAGAAGUCUACCUAGUACUAUACCCGGCAUUGCUAUAUACUGGUAACACAACUCGUUAUAUAUUAAUCAAUUAUAAUAUACUGUAUCAUUAAGAA
Molecule: messenger RNA, 1814 nt
Organism: Ciona intestinalis (vase tunicate)
Lineage: Eukaryota; Metazoa; Chordata; Ascidiacea; Phlebobranchia; Cionidae
Source: RefSeq, a predicted model, not a curated record